CAGCUGGAUGCCGCCGCGCCUGCGCUAGGACUGACUGACUCUGUCUCUGUCCUGCAUUCUUCCUCUCUGUGUGUAUUUGAGCUGCGCUCGCCAGUCGGGGGCUUUCUUCUGCCCGUUUCCCAUCGAGGACUUGUGAAUUGGUCGUCCUGCGUGUUACUGUCUGCCUUGCCUUGCCUUGCCUUAUUGCGGAGCUACCUCACCACACUUCAUAACACAACACUACACCACACCAUACCACACCAGUCUUGGAAUCCCACUACACGUCCAACUACACGAGUCUAUUUUGAUCGAUCCGUCCCGCAGUGCGACACAUACCUCCCGCAAUGUCCUCUCUCUUCGGCCAAACGCCCGCGCCUGCGACCGGCGGCGGCCUGUUCGGCCAGGCCGCUGCCGGUGCCGGUGCCGCGAAACCCAAUCCCUUUGGCGGCGCUGCGACGGGUGGCGGUGGGAUCUUUGGGGGCGCCGCUGCGCAGCCUCAGCAGCAGCAGGGUGCUACGACCGGAGGGCUGUUCGGUGGAGCGACGCAGACGCAGACGCCGGCUAGCGGUGGUGGACUUUUCGGGGGAGCGACGCAGACGGCGCCCGCUUCUGGGGGAGGAUUGUUUGGCGGAGCGACGCAGACACAGACGCCCGCUGCCGGGGGUGGGUUGUUCGGGGGAGCGACGCAGACACAGACACCGGCUGCUGGGGGUGGGUUGUUCGGUGGUGCCGCCGCCGCCCAGAAACCAGCUGGCGGGGGCCUGUUUGGGAACUUGGGGCAGACGCAGCAGCCUCAGCAGCAACAGCAGACUGGGGGCUUGUUCGGACAGACGCAGACGCAGACGCCGCAGACUGGCGGUGGCUUGUUUGGGAACUUGGGCCAGACGCAGCAGCCGCAGACUGGAGGGGGCUUGUUUGCUGGCUCUCUGCUUGGGGGUCAGCAGCAGCAACAGCAGCAGCAGCAACAGCAACAGCAGCCGCCGCAACUGGGCCAGACUCAGACGCAGCCGCAAUUGGGUCAGUCUAUGUGGGAGCCGGGUCGUGCGGUGACUGGUGUACACCGCACUGUGCCGAUGCAGAUUCAGAUCGUCAAGGACAAGUGGGAUGCCUCGAACCGCGCAUCGCCGUUCCGCGCCUACCUUUAUAACAAUGUCGGGGAGGACACGGCGCCGUUCUACCAGCCCGGACCGGAGGACGACGACACGAAGUGGGAAGAUGCGCUGCGGCAGCGCCCCGGGUCGGGAUACGUGCCGGUGCUCGUCAAGGGCUUCUUCGAGCUGGGCAAGCGCGCGCAGCGCCAGAAGGACUUCCUGACCAUGAUGCAGACGCGUCUGCACGAGAUCAACAACUGCCUGUCGGAUCUGCUGUCUCGCCACGACCUGAAGAUCUCCGUCAAGAUCGCCGACUGUCGCCGGAAACACCUUGUCCUGAGCAAGCGGUGUCUGGCGCUGGCGGCGAAGACCCAGGUGCUCCGCAACCGGGGCUACGCGAUGGACGACGCCGAGGAGGAGCUGAAGAAGAAGCUGAGCCAGCUGGAGCGGUCGGUGUUCGACCCGUCGCUGAGCGGCCGCGGCGAGGAGGUGUGGGCGCGCAUGCUGGCCAUCCGGGAGCACUCGCGGCGUCUACAGCAGGAGAUGGAGCGGGUAGGCCCGAGUGCGGCGGCACAGGCGGACGACGAGCUGGACGAGCAGACUAUGAAGACGGCGAAGAAGAUCCUGGACGACUACCACACGCAGAUCCAGCACCUGCAAAAGGAACUGGCCGCGGUGAAGACGGACUUCGAGGAGGCGCAGAAGCUGCCCGGGGGCGGGAAUCACUGAAACGGGUUUAUGUUUGGGUUGUGCUGUUUGGAGCAAGGAGUUUCUAGGAGCUGGCUGGUACCCGCACGUUCUUGACCGUGGUUCAUAGAGCAUAAAAGUAACCGAGUGCCGGGACAGC
Molecule: messenger RNA, 1917 nt
Organism: Aspergillus heteromorphus CBS 117.55
Lineage: Eukaryota; Fungi; Ascomycota; Eurotiomycetes; Eurotiales; Aspergillaceae
Product: putative nucleoporin
Exons: 3
Coding region: 324-1799 (491 amino acids)
Biological process (GO): protein localization to nuclear inner membrane; nuclear pore organization; NLS-bearing protein import into nucleus
Cellular component (GO): nuclear pore; nuclear pore central transport channel
Molecular function (GO): structural constituent of nuclear pore
Source: RefSeq, a predicted model, not a curated record